AAAGCCUGCCAUAUUAUGCAUAAAGAGAAGCCUUUCUUGUCUUGUGCUUAGGGGUGGCAAUUUGCCCCGAUCCCCGCGGGGCCCCGCGGGGAUCCCCGUCACGGGGACGGGGGCGAGGAGGAAUAUUCCUCCCCGCGGGGCGGGGAUGAGGGACAUUUUCUCCCCGCGAAAUUUCGCGGGGAAUUUUCCCCGCNAUGAUCACAACUCAACCAAGAAAAAAAGAAACAUUUCAUCAUCCAAAAAGACACACGAGCGAACAGAGAAUUUCUUCGACACGAGCCUUCUUUCUCUCCUCCGCUGAUCUCAUCUCUCUCUUCUCUCUCUUCUUCCUCCACAAAAUUUCUCCCCUUACUAAGGGUGGCAAUUUGCCCCAAUCCCCGUGGGGCCCCGCGGGGAUCCCCAUCAUAGGGACGGGGUGGGGAGGAAUAUUCCUCCCCGUGGGCACACCUCAUAGCCCUCCCCUUCUUGCUUCUGCAGUUCUUCCUCACUCAUUCUCACAACCUCACCUUCGACUUUCCCCUUCCCUUUUGGCUUCUGCUGCUACAGAUCUGCUGCUGCUGCUACAAAUCUGCUACUGCUGCUGCUACAAAUCUGCUGCUGCUGCUGCUACACAUCUGUUGCUGCUACAGAUCUGCUGCUGCUGCUGCUGCUACAGAUCUGCUGCUGCUACAGAUCUGCUGCUGCUACAGAUUUGCUGCUGCUGUUGCUAUAGAUCUGCUGCUGCUGCUAUAAAUCUGCUGCUGUUGCUACAUAUCUACUGCUGCUGCUGCUAUAGAUCUACUGCUGGAGCCUGGAGUUGAAAUGGAGAGGCUAAGAAGAAAUUGGCUGCUCUGGUGAGCUGCAAUUACCCCAACACCAAGAAAAAGCUGCAGAGAUGCAACAAUGACAUGCUGGCUAUGAAAGAAGUCUUGGUGAAAAGGUGUGGGUUUGAUGAUGCUCAUAUUAAGCUUCUGAUUGAUGCACCAGGGUCCCCAGUUAUGCCUACUAGUGCCAACAUCAAGGUGGCACUUGACCAGAUAGUGGAUAAAGGCUAAAACAGAGGUUGUCCUUUUUUUUUUCCACUACUGUGGCCAUGGAACCAGGAUUCCUUCUAUGAAACUUGGCCAUCCCUUUACACAAGAUGAGGUAAUUAUGCCUUGUGACUUCAAUCUCAUCACUAGUAAGUUCUAAUUUUCUAAUUUUGCAUUAGUACAUUUAGAAAUUAACUGUUUUGUUAUUG
Messenger RNA from Rubroshorea leprosula, 1219 nucleotides. NCBI's taxonomy places the organism in Eukaryota, Viridiplantae, Streptophyta, Magnoliopsida, Malvales, Dipterocarpaceae. The record is from the annotation of a GenBank genome assembly.